Messenger RNA from Panicum virgatum (switchgrass), 546 nucleotides. RefSeq names its product UPF0434 protein Mmar10_2939-like. Bases 79 to 342 code for a protein of 87 amino acids. The transcript is spliced from 3 exons. The record is from RefSeq and is a predicted model, not a curated record. NCBI's taxonomy places the organism in Eukaryota, Viridiplantae, Streptophyta, Magnoliopsida, Poales, Poaceae.
GGGGCCCGUCUCAGCCCGCGACCAUUAGGCGGCGGGUGGUUGCCGGGCCGAACCGACCACACCAAAAAGAAAAGCGCGAUGAGGCGGACGGCGUCGAUGCUGUUCAGCGGCCACGCCGGCGCCGGCCGCCGGGGCAUCCCGCAGGCUCUCGCCGACGUGCUGGUCUGCCCCCUCUCCAAGAAGCCUCUCAGGUACUGCGAGGCCAGCGGGUCCCUGGUCAGCGACGCCGUCGGCGUGUCCUUCCCGAUAGAAGAUGGGAUUCCUUGCCUUGUUCCGAAAGAUGGGAUGUUGCUUGAGGACAACUCCGAGAAAUCAGAACAAGAGCCCAGCCCAGCAAUCUAAUCAUUCUUUACCAAGAAGACAUCGUUGGUUGUAAUACCUGAGAUAUCGCUCAUUUCCAAUUAGUGUUCGUUGUAAUGGUUGGCGUUUUUUGCCUUGCUCAGUGUAAUGAAGUGGAUACAUGAUUGUUGUUGUUCACAUGAAAAGGCUAUAUUCUUUCAUCUUGAAUAACAUUAAUGCAUAAAAGUUCGACAAUAAGUUGGUUCU